UAUUUUGGUGAUGAUGGUAGGCAGGGGUUAGGAUAGCCUAGCCUACUAUGAGGAGAGAGAGCCGAGCAUGCAGGGUUUGUGGGCGGGGCCUAAACGGUAAUCUCUUAUAUUGAAAACUCGAGCCGGUGGCUGGGAGAAUUUGUAUUUUAUCCUGAAUUUGAACAGUAGCCGCUGUAACCAUCCAUCCACCUCUUGCACCUGGCAAUACACCUGCCGUUACCGACAACACUUGCACGAGACCUCCGGGCUUCACUAACGCUGUAAAGAUGAAGAUUGAGAACAGCCUGCCCCGCCCCCAGCUCCCCGAGAAUCCUCCCCAGACGGGCCUCCAGUUCACCGUGGCGACAGAGGAGGACUUUGAAGAGAUCAUGGCGAUGAGCCAGGACAUCUAUGGAGGGCUGGACUACCUGCCGACCCGCUACACCGCCUGGCUGUCCGAGUCCAACCGCACCGUCAUACUGGCCCGCAAGCAGGGCAAAGUGAUUGCCCUGGAGUCAGUGUGUGUGAUAGAUGACGGUGACACCAUGCUGGUGGAGGGGUUACGUGUGGCCCCCCAGGAGAGGGGGAAGGGCGUGGCAGGGGUGCUUCUGCGGUUCUGCUCUCAGCUGGUCAAGUCCAAGUGGCCUGAGGUGAAGGUGACCAGGCUGACCCGCGACGACCAGCUGGGGCCCAAGGACUUUCAGAAGUACCGCCUCAUCACCAAACAGGGCAUCCUGCUAGUUCGCUUCAAUGCCGAAGACCUCAAGCUCCGGCUCUCUGAACUGGGGCUGCAUGUGACCCUCCCUCCCUCCUCUGAGGGUACCCCCCAGGGUUCUGACACCCCCCUGGUUCCCCCGGUCCUUCUGGACCUCAACGAGGCCCACCAGAUGUUCCUCAACUCUGGCCUGAUGUCCGACGUACUCCCUAACGCUACCAUUGUCCAGGACUGGCAGCCGUUCAAACCCCUACCCAGCAACAUGGCCAUUCUUCUGAAGAAGGACAUCGACUGGAUGGUGGACGACCGUGACGUCCCCUCCGUGGCCAGCCUCUGCACCCACCCCUUCCGGGUGCCCGGAGGUCCUUACCGAGUUGGUGACGACACGUACUACCUCAACAUCGACGUGUUCGGUAAGGACAUAGGCCUGGUGCUCCAGCAGUUCCUGAGUCACCUCCGGCGCCACACAGCCACCCUGAAGGGGUACGUCAUGUGUCAGAUGUUUCUGGAUCCUCCCAUGUGGAAACCCAUGGUCGAAUUCUGUCGCCAGACACUGAAGGUGGAGCUGGUUAAGGAAUAUACAGAGCAGUGCGUGGUCGAGUCGGAUGUCAUGUAGCUGGCAGAAGAGGAAGGAGGAAGAGGAAGAGGAGAAACAAUAUGAAGGAAAAAACAGGAAAAGUUGACAAAUUCAGAAAAUGUUUCAGAGACCCAACGAAUGAACAAACCACAUUCUCUUUAGAAAAUGAAAUGGAAAAGUUCCCAAAGAAACUUCGGAACGAUUAGCAACAAACUCCCUAAGCAAGUCUAUAGUGAAACAACUUAGAAGCAGCAUUAGAUUUGCAAUAUGUUUGAUAUUAAUACUACCGCUAACAAAAAAUAUUUUAGGAAAAAAGGCAGUUAUUCGAAAUACCUUUGACAAAUUAGUUUCAAUUAAUUUCUCCGUCUUUUACCAUUCAGUCAUCGCAAAAAUCGAACUCUUAACAACAGGAGUAACUUUAUGCUAACGUUACUCCUUUAAAAAAAAUAGAAAAUGCAAGCUAGUUUAGGGUAUGUCAUACCAUUUAAUCCUUUUUUUUGUUGUAAAUAUAAAGUAUAAAUAUGUACACAUUCUGAAUUGCAAAUAAGUCUGCACAACUCUUGAGGCACUUUAUUAAAUCAUAUGAGCUGUUGUGCUAAAGUGCAAGUGAUGAAGUGAGGAAUAGAGGAGUUGGUUUACUUUUAGAGAUAACUGAUUUUAACUGAUUCAGAACGCAUCACUCCCAUCCAUAGUAAAGGUAGAAAUCCUUUUUGGACUUAUUCUAUCUAACACCAAACUAAUGCCCAAAUACUGUCGAACAAACAAUAGCCCUUCAGUGAAUCUUACCUAGCAUUUGCACGCUUAUAAUUCACACUAAAUGGCUGAAACGGAACAACUAGAAACACACUUAGCUCAUAACACUAAAACCUGGCCAGUUAACUUUUAAAACUAUUUAGUUGUCUUCGUUGUUUUUUUUAACAGUCACUCAGUUGUUUUGUUUUUAAGCACUUGACCAUAUUGCUAAUUUAUUGCUACUUUUCCACAUGUACUUGAAUGCAUCAGUAGUAUGUAAAGAGGUAAUAUAUUAACAAGCAGAAGCUUUCUGGAGGCUUUCCUAUAACAAUGUGCAAUCUAAGCUCACUCUAUAGUAGAUUGCGAACAGUGUGAAGUAGGUAGAUGUACUACACAGUAUUCCGCAAAGACUCAAACAAUGGAACUAAUAUAGUUGAGAUUGACUUAACAUUAACAACAUUGUUCAGUAGCUAGAGAAAUAUUUCAUCGGUAAACGUCGCCCUCACAAAUAUUAUCUGACAACCUUUGUAAAGGUUGAAUUCUAGUCCCUCAUGGUGGUUGAAAACAUCAACAUAGAUACUACAGUCACUCUAAGACACUUCAUAUCCACUCUACGAAGCUCCAUAGCCACCCUAAGAAGCUUCAUAAGCUUUGGCACGUGGUAAGAGCUCAGCAAAUCUCAAAGGCCUCAUAACCACUCUACAAAGCUUCAUAGCCACUCUACUAAGCUUUAUAAGCUUUUGGCUCUUUGCUCUUGGACGUUCCCUUUAAGAAGUGAUGCUUUUGACAUGACGUAGCACUGAACGAGCCUACAUUGCAACCCCCAAAUUGAGACUGAAGCCAUCUAAAACCACCACAGAAGAGAUACUGGCCAUUCUAUGGACUCUCCAACCUGCCCUCGUUGUAAAAGGGACCUUGUUGUAAGGGAUUAAUUGGACGGCGGAAGAGAAUAUCUUUUUUAAUUUUUUUGGUACACUGACCCUUGUCUGGACACCCCAUCUGUCAUCCUCCUGUCUUUCCGAGACGAAAGGUUAAACGCACUCACACAUGAUGAAUGAGGGAUUGGACUGGAUUGAUAUCGGACGAUAGAUGGACAAGAUGCCUGGAGAAAGUGGAAUGAAGAAUGAAGCAAAUGCCAUACUGGAUUCCAUAUUCGUCAAAGCAAAAGAGAAACAACAAAACAAUACUUUGUAAAGGCUGAUGAUGAUUUUCUCAGUUCUUUGAGAAGCACUUCCUAUUUUUUUCACCCAUUGAAGAAGCAAAGCUGGACUGACCCCCCUUUUUUUGCUGCAGCUAGUCAUGAGGAAGAGGAAGAUAAAGAUUUUAGCAACAUGAAUCCAGUGGUGAAGAGAAGAAGAGAAGUAGUACACAAGCAAUCCUACAUAGAUGUAUUUUUAACAAGAUUGUCAUUCACAUUCUAACCCAUUUACAUCUACCCAAUUCAUACACUCCACUCCCACCCGGCUCUAAAGUCUUACCCCUACCCCAUAUACGAAACCCCACACGAAACCCCCCUGACAAAUCAUUUCUUAGAAAUUCUCCAUGAUAUGGGAAGGUAGAGCUUUUCCUCACAAUCAAGAACAACCCCUCUCGCAUUCUCUCGUUCCUCAUGAAUAGAUUCAAGACCAAUUAAAAGCCACUGAGUUUAAAACAUCAUUAUGUAGAUUAUCGUCAACUCUUGGCUGGUCAAAGGUAAGGGGCCCUGGUUGUACUGUCAUAUCCAUGCUGGCCAUCUGGUGUAUGUAAAUGGUCUUGGAGAGCCUGCUUUCCUGCUGCUAGUGUGUGAACAGAGGACCAAAUGACAAGGGUUUUACUAUUCAUGAAACUUAAGUAAUACGUUAUUAACCUAAUAUGAACAUUACUUGGCUUCUCGUUCAUGAAACCUAUUCAGAAAAUUGCCUAGUUAAUUGUGGCAUCGUAGGCUACACAAGUGAGUAAUACUUUUUCGUUGGUGUUGGACAUUCAUGAAUAGAGAUCCGUGUAUUUACAGGAAAGUCGGUGAGAUGGGAGCAGAGGAGCUAAUUUGUCUCUCUGAUAAGACAGAAUAGUAUAUCCCUGUUUGACAUUUUGAAAAUGAUCCUCUUUUCUCUCCAGUCCAGUCCACACCCCAUAUCUGAGUUUGUCUGUCUGUCAAUCUGUCUGCACAACUGGCAAAUGGAAAGCAGUUCUACUGUUCCUUCCUGGUCUCCGUAACAACGGAGCUCUCAGUUCUUAAAAGCAUCCGAGUGUCAGUGAGCAGUGUGAUAUAGCUAUCUUAUAAUAACACAGUGUCAUGGUGGUUUGACGGUGGUGGACGUUGCAUGGUCUCAGAUAGACAGUGUUGUAUUGUGUACCCAAUAUACCCUGCAAAGUCCACCGACCCACUGAUCCAAUGGCUUUCCAAGACCAUAUGGCUAAAUUGGAUACCACAGCACGGUCCAAGGAUACGACAGGGAGGAUGUAUUUGGUUGGAGGGUGAACACGCUAGGUAAACUUACUAUAUCUGAUAUGAUACACAUGCACACACUCACGCACGCACACACACACACUUACACGCAUCAAAUCCACACAAAAGGACAUUUCACCUUCCCAAAAACUACCCCUCAGCCCCAUCACACCCAUGCAAUCUAUUGCCCAAAUGCCCACUUACCCCCACAACAACAUGUCCUAAUCUAUGUUGUAUCUACUACCACAGGGACAAGGUUGUUGUCAUACAAACUGCCUCAGUGCCCAACAUACCCACCCAGGAAAGACUGUCUAUACCCAUGUUCUCCAUCUUCACUUAGACUAUACAAACGGUUGUCUGGUGAAUUGGAGGUUUGUCUGUGUUGUCUAGUAUAUUUAUAUAUAUUUGACCUACAGAUAUGUGCACAGUAUUUCAGAGGGAUGUGGGAUUCAGUAGGUAUAUUCUGUCUUGGUACUUAUUUGAUUAUUUGUAAAGGUAUGUUGGGUUGUGUGUUUGAGGGAAAGCUCGAAGGGCAACGUUUGGUAGAGAUCCAAAGAGAUUGGAUUGGUUCUAGACUGCUUCAAAAUUAAUUUGUCUACCAUCAGAUAAUUCAGAUUGAUCAAAAGACUCUAUAGCAGAUAGUCCAAACACUCCGAUUUAUCCUUGCACUCAGAGAUGUUCUCUAGAGAAGUACAAGUCAUCCACUGUUCUGAAACAUUCUAAACAAACUCUCUGCCCUCCCUUGUCCCCAAGAGCACACAAACACAGCAAAGAGAAUGAAUGGUUUUUAACCAACAGCUUUGGAAAUAGAUAUGGUCUAUCUUUUAGGGUUUCCUAAAGCACUGUGUAUGUGACAGACAUGCACUUUACAUGUGAAAGCUACUGUAUGGAUAUGUACUAAACCAAGAGGAGGGUACUUCAUACUCUAACCAUCCCUGAUAGCGCUGGUUUGAUUCUUUUUUUUUAUAUAUACAAUGAGGUUACUGUUACUGUGCUACCACCGAGUCGGAUCUCGGUCUAAUGAUUGUAAAGUAAGCAUUUUGUUCAGCCGAUUCAUUCGCCCUCUGCCGCAGUGAUUCUGUUGGGGAGGGCAGCAGGGCAGCGAAUGAAACGGGGGUCUGUUCAAAAUGAUUGAUGGAGUGUUGGGAAUGGAAUGGAAAGAUGAACGGAACACUCGAUAGUGUUCUAAUGUGUUCUGUCUCGCUGUCAUCGUCGUCAACGAGUGAUGUUAAUCAGCCAUGGUUACAAUCGCCACGGUUACGCGACUCAGAGCAAAGAUAAGAUCUCCGUUGUGAAUGAAUUCUUUCUCGUUAUGAAUCUGAUUGGAUGCUUAAUUGGUUGAUUAAACAUAAUAAUCAUACAUACUCAUUAUUGAUCACAUUUGAUGUACAAACAGUGCUUUGAUUUACAAUUCUGGUGACUGUCGAUGGCUGGUUAUCAUCUUGCUAUGGGUUUGUGUUCUCCAAUUGUACAAAUUGUUAAUUUUGUCUGAGAUUCUUUCGUUUUUUACAAUUAUUUGAUCUUGUACUAAUUAUUUCCUCUUAUCUACCCUGUAUUUUUCCACCAUCCCAUUUUUUUUUCAUUUUAAUUCCUCACCCAUGUUCACCUUGUUCUUAAAACCGCUCAACAUUUAAUCUCUUUAAAUCUAGAUUUGGUAUUUUUGAACGCAGAGACGGUUAUUAUUGAAAGCCUGAGCUGUCAUGAAUUAGACAGAGCAGAGACAUGUUACAGUUGUUAGCAUUUUGUCUGACAGGGAGCAUGAAAGGUGCCAUGGGAUGUGUUUCAAACACAGGGAAGAUUGUAUUGUCUCGAACUUUUAGUGGUAACAUUGCUUGGUCCCAGAUCUGUAUGCGUUUCAACCAUCCCCUCUGUCUUUGAUAGUCAGAGAACGUUGAUUAAAACACAUACUGAUCUGGGACCAGUCAUGUGGCUAGUGGUAGCUAUGCUUGGUGGUGGAGAAGGAGAGAGUAAAACGAACCCCUCAUCCUUCAUUUAGGAAAUGGCUUUUCACUUCUUUUUUGGGGGGCCUGGUCGCAAAGACAGACGAGGGAGGGAGAGAUGGAGGGAGGUCAUAGAGGAUAUGGGGUUGAGGGAAGGAGAGGUCAGGGAGAGGUCAGGGAGAGCAGGAGAGUAGGAGGGGAAGGAGGGAUGGUGUGGGGGUUGUGGAAGAGGAGAUUAGAGUAGAGUAACAGGAGUCGCUCUCUCUCUCUAUUAUUGCAUUACCACUUUGGUAAUUAAAGGUCAUAAGAGGUUGGAAAAACCAGGGGAGGACGGUUACAGUAGGAACUGUAGACUACUGUACCCCAGGCACCCUGAAAACAUUCUGUGAAGCUUUGUAGCCACACUAAGACGCUUUAUAACCACUCUAUGAAGUUCCAUACUGUAGAGUCUCAGCUUUUACCCUCAGGCAAAAACAUGGGGGGAGACAGAGAUAGCAACAGAGAGGAAGAGGUGAAUGACAACCGAGGACGAGGCCGGUCAAACUAUUUAUACAUACUACCAUUGAUAUGUAUCCACACUAUGUGUCCUUGUAGACACUACAACAGGGCUCUCCAACCCGGUUCCUGAAGAGCUAUCCUCAUGUAGGUUUUCGCUCCAACCCCAGUUGUAACUAACUUGAUUCGGCUUAUCAACCAGUGAUUAGAAUCAGGUGCGCUAUUUUAGGGUUGGAGUGAAAACCCACAGGACGGUAGCUCUCCAGGAACAGGUCUACAGCCUGUGUCUCAUUGGCUGUGUUGUGAGUGAUAGAUUGUCUUUUCUGGUCACCAGUUAUUUUGACUGGGUUACAUUUUUCACACAACCAGUGUUGUCUUUACAUCUGCUAUCCAGGGUAACUAGAGAACCAGGAAGUCAAGUGAGCGCUCUAUGCUGUUCUGUAUGCAGAGGCUGUGUCCGGAAGGACACUCUAUUCCCUACAUAGUGCACUACUUUUGACCAGAGCCCUUAUCAAAAGUAGUGCACUAUAUAGGGCAAGGAUGGGCAACUGGCGGCCCAUGGGCCGCCCCCUUUUGAUGGCCCUCGGAUCAAUUCAGUUGGGAUCUCAACUUACUGUUGCAAGUUAGAAUAGUAGAAUACACAAGGUUCUCUGCUCUGCUGGCCAGUAUUUAUCUCCGCUCAUACACAAGUCAUAAAGGGCUAGUGUACUAAUUUGAUCGAGAAAAUGUAUUUUAAUAUUUUAAUAUAUAAAAAUAAAAAUGUGAUUUAUCAUGGGGUGUUGAAGUACCCUUAGCACCCCUACUCCACGCGGCUAUGCAAACAUUUCUCUCCAUCCUAUAGCAAAAUGUGUAGAAUUGCAGGAAAUGAGUUAUAAAAUUGGUAAAUCUCUCUGCCCCAUAGGAAAAUGUGGAGAAUUGCAGGAAAUCAGUUAUAAAAUUGGUAAAUCUCUCUGCCCCAUGGGAAAAUGUGGAGAAUUGUAGAAAACUUGCUUUAAAACUGCUCCAUUUUCUCUACACCCCAUGGCAAAAUGUGUAAAAUUGCACAGAAGUACCACUAAAGAUUCUAAAAUGUUCUCUCAGCUGUCAAGAGGGGGGCUGUUAAAAUAAUUUGCUGCCAAUGUGGUGGGGGGUAUGCACAUAUGGGUACGCAGACCCGCGAGGAACUGUGGUCCCUCAUGAUGAGUUCAGAUUUUUUGUGUCCCCACCCCAUCAAAGUUGCCCAUCCCUGAUAUAGGGAAUAGGGCUCUGGUCUACAGUAGUGCACUAUAUAGGGAAUAGGGUGACGGUUCAGACACACGGUCAGGGUUUCCUUUCAAAACUAAAAUAAAUUUCACCCCUAUGGGGAGGUGAGAACCAGCAAGGUUUGUAUUUAUAUAUAUAUAUAUAGACUAACUCCAUAUGAGAUGGAGUUGAAGGCCCAUCGCCUGCUGAUGGCAGGAUAAAUGAUACUGUAAGGGGCCCUAAACACACACAUACAAACAUAUACACACACACACACACACACACUUUACAUGCGUCGACGUGAACACAGGCAGGAGUGUCUAUUCCUCUCCUAAACUGCUUACUGCUUACCCAGCGACACUGAAGAGGCUACGCGACAGUUAGCUAGAGUUUCAACCAGACUUUCUCCCCGUGUGUGUGCGUGCGUGCAUGCCUGCGUGUGUGCGUAAUGUGUCGAUGUGUCACAGUGUCUGGUUGCACGGGGAGAGAGACAGAGACCCUUUUCAGUCAAAUAGGGCAAUGGUCUCCUUACCAAACCACCUGAUCCGCUACUGUCUCAGCGGGUUGUGAAUGGAAAGACUCCUCCUCCGUCCUAAUUGGCACCCUAUUUCCUCUGCAGUACACUACUUUUGACCAGGGCCCAUAGGGCUCUGAUCAAAAGUAGUGCACUAUGUAGGGAAUAGGGUUCCAUUUGGGAUAAUGACUCUGUAAAGAGAGAACAGGAGAAGGGGAAGAAGAGGAGAAGGGGGGAGAGGUUAGAAAAGAGAGAUGUGUAGGGGUUUUCGGGACGCUUAUCUCGAGUUAUCUGGAGUUUGGAAGGGGAGAACGGGGGGAGAGGUUAGGAAGAGAGAGAGUUUUUCAGAUGCUUGUCGUGGGUUUUGGAGAGAGGCAGACGGAUACCUACUAUCUACUUUUAUGGCUGUUGGAAGCUGCUGCUGGUGGAUGUGGUUUUGGCUCAAUGCGUGAAGCUCUGGAUGUUGGAAUGGACUCUGUCUAGAGGUUAUAAUGACAGGAUAAUGGUCAUUAAUGGGUAAAUUAUAGCUAGGCUUGGAAUGGAUUCAGACAGUGCUGCCAUUGAUAUCGAGUAGCCAAGAAUAGCGUAGUUGUACACAGACAUGCACAUGUAAUACACACAUGUAACAUAUGUAAUACGCACACAAGCACAUGUAACACACACAUGUAACAUGUCAAAUUGAUCAUAAUCCCAUUUUUCUAUCUUUUCUAAAUGAAUGAAAGCACCUACCCAUAAUGCAUGUUUGAUCAUCGCCCUGUCCUGGGAAAGUGGUUAUACAUUGUUUUGUUUUCCUUUGUUUUUUGUUUUUUCAUCCCUCCUUCUUCACGUUUAUUUCUCUUUCUCUGAACCCUAAAAGAGUCUUAAAUCUCCUUAUUCAACUAAAAGUUCAUUUAAGACAAAUCUUAAUCUAAGUCAAAGACAGAAAUGCAGGGCAAGUUUGUGUCAAAAUGUUGUCCAAACCUGUGAAAAGUAAUUAAGAAGAGAAGCACAAAUGAAAGCUUAAUGUCUGCAAAUUAUAAAUUAAACUAAAACGGCCAUUAAAACAAAACACUUUCAACUGAAACCACAAGCAGAACUAAGAGGUUUCAAGUCUUUUCCUCUUCGUUUCCUUUCCGAGGGGGAGAUAAAAGAAAAUGAUAUAAUGUGACUACUUGACCAUACUGCCCCAUGCCAAUGUCUCUUCGAACUGUGAACAACUACUGUAUUGUCGCUUUUGUGCAUUUAUAUGUUAUGACUGUUGAUGAAAAAUACUGUAAGGAACAUGGGAGUGGAAGAAACCCUAGGAAUAGAAACAUGGCGGCCGUUACCAUUGAUUUGAAUGGGGAUGGCCAUUCUAGGUAUUCUAUCUCUAUGGGUGAAACGCAACUGGACCCUCUACCCUAUCUAUCUGUGACCAUGCAUAUAGCCUCUGUGUUGUGAUAACUAAUCGUACUAACUGUGCUAUGUGCAUGCUAUCCAACCCAAAGUAGCACUGACUGUCCUGCAUAUGACAUACAGUAUGUACCCUUGUUGCAUACUUUCAUGUGUACAUUGUAAAUAGCCUAAACAUCUAUCUGAAAGGAAGUCUGAAUAUGGACUUUUAGAAGAAGACAAGACACAUCAUAUUGUAAUUUUGUAUGUUUGAACAGUUUAAAAUAGGUUUUAGAUGCUAUAUGCACUUUAAGGUAAAAACAAACACAAAGAGUUUCCGGUUGCGUAUCCAUACCCAAGUUCUGGAAAAAUGUUAAGUGGGAUUGAUUUUUCUGUAACACCAGAUGUGGUCAUUCAGUGGGGUUUCAUUCAAUUCACUUCAAAGGUCUCAGAGCUUCCUGAUCAAAUGGUCCACCACCACAUUCAUUCCUCAGGUAAUCUUGAGUGAAUACUCUUACUUACUCCCUUUCCUUCUUUCUUUCUUAUUUACAUCCAACGUUGUAAAGCAAAGAAACAGCAUACUAUGAUAUUAUUCUCCCUAUUAAGUGGAAUAAUCCACCCGAAUACUGGGGUGUUCUGGGUCCAAAUUUCAGGUAAACUCAAACCAAAGUCUUCUCAGAUGGUCUCCAAGGCAACACAACACAGCCCCCAUCUGUCAAACUAUACUAUUGUUAUAACGUCACAAUCAGAAUUGAUUAUCUAUCAUAUUAAGGUCGAAACACAGCCUCUCUGUAUGACCUACUGUAAAAAUCGAAAGAAAAAAAAUCGCUGUCAAUGUACAUGUACAGAAAUUGAAUGAUGGCAAUUACUGCUGUGCCUGAAAGUGACUUAACAAUCUCCUUUAUUAGAAAUAAUAAGAGAUAUUUGGAGAUUUCAAGAUUAGAUAUAUCUGGAGACGCCUUUAAAGUUAGCAAAUAGACAGCUUUGGUCAAGCCAUGGCCAUUACUGUUCAUGAUUGUUUUUAUUUUUCAACAUCAAAAUAUAAAAAGCGGCAAAAUAUUCCCGCGUACCUUGCCAAACUUUCCCUAUAGGGGUCCAACUAAAUGACCAAUGUCUGAAUGAACAUACAAAUACAUAUGUUAUAUAGACUUGGGUUAGAUGAAAGUGCCAAGACCUUAACCCCUGCUCGGAACCACCAAGGUCAUAAGGUCAAAGGUCAUAGAGCAAAGGUUAAGGUGCUGGAGUUUUCAUUUAGCCCUUUUUUCCUUGAUAUGGCUGCAGCUGUCGAGUUUCACCUAGAGUCUCACGAUUAUAUACGGACGCACAGUAUAGUGUGGAAUAUAUUGUGCGUUGAAGCCUAUAUGCCACUGACUCAACAGUUAUAACAGGUUAUAACCUGCAAUCAGGUUAUACUGAUCAAUUCAUGCUAGGAUUACAGGAUCCUGAGUGAUAAAAGUCAGGAUAUACUGUAUAUUUAUUAGUCUAAUAACUUUACAGUUUUAAGUCAUUUUAGUGAGACUUCUUAUUGGAUUUACAGCUGUGUGUCUGCCGAGAGGUACAUACAAUAAUCAAGACAAGUUGGUUAUUUGAAAAAAAUGUAUUCCUUUCUUUUCUCUUUUUUUUCUCUUAUUAAUAGUUUUUUUAUACCCAACUUUCCCUGCUUAUUCUCAAGCGGUGAUUUGGAGAGAAAAACGGAUUGAAAAAAAACGAUUUCGUUUUUUAAUUUAUUAUUAUUAUUAUUGAUUAUUAUUAUUCCGUUUUCAGAAGAGAAAACCAUUUGUGAGACUGACAGAUGCAAAACUAUUUUAAAUACAAUAAUUAAAAAAAAAAACUUUACAAUCUACGAGAGGUCUAUUGAACGUGUUGUUUUUCUCCACCUCGAAUGCAAACUGUGUGAAUGUUGGGGAGUGACGAUGGGUUUGCCACAGAAACUUGGCUAGGUUUACACUGAGCAAAAUGACUAAGUUCAAACAUACAACACAAUACUUGAGAAACCUCUUAGGACAAUACUUAAGAUACUACUUAAGAUGUGCAUUUUGACUUUGUCUAUGGCAGUAUUUUUCUGUAUUGACCAAGUGAUUGAUUCUUUUAACAUGUUAUUUUUUACUAAGGAGGGAAGCUAGCAUUAUUUGGGGGGAGAGUAUAUGCUUAGAUAUGGGACACAGAGGUAGAAGUUAAAGUUGAAUGACUUUACACACACACACACACUCACAAAAUGAUUUUUCGGUGUAAACCUAGCCAUAUACUUACAUGUAAUACUUUAUUUUUUAUUUUUUACGCUGUAUAAUCUUCAAGUGAUGGCUACAAAAGGGGAAGUAGUAUUGACUGGUAACAUUUCUUUCCUUUUUUAAUUUUGCUUGCGUUUCUAUAAUAUUGUUGUAGUAGUAGUAAUCUGUAAAGAAAAUUGUGCAUUUCAACAUACCUCCCUUUCUCUCCAUUGUUAGGACAGGUAGUUUAACCAAGGACGUUUUAACAUCUACAAACAUAUAAACCUUAUUACAUGUAUUAUGCAACAGUAGAUAUUGUGACAUUGUUAAAGACAGAACAGCAGCAAAACACAGAAACUUUGUGUAACUGUAGAAACAUUGUGAAGCCAUUCUAACAUUGUGAUGAUAAUAGCAAACUGAAGUUCAGGCUGCUUAUGUGUGUAGUAGUAUUUGAGUAAUAUUUGAGUAGUAUUUAAGUAGUAUUUGAGUAGUAUAUCUGUAGUGGUAUUUUUUUUCUUAUAGGAUAAACGAACAAUGCAAGACUAACAGGGAAGAGAUGCAAAAUGUUAGAAAAUGAAACACGGCACUACAGACUCUGACGUUUUCAGAAGUUCUUUGUUGAUUGUUUCUUUAUGUUGUUUUUUUUGUUCCUUCGUUUUUUUUUUCUCUCAACUUUCUCUGUUUUGAUAUUUGCCUUUGUUAGGUGUUGUUAGGUAAAAAGAAAAGAAACACACAAAAAAAGAGAAAACAAGUGCAUGCCAGAAUGUUAGGCUCUUUCUAUAUAUUAAAAGAGCUCACUUUUUGUGUUAGACUUACAGAAAUUUACAAGGACAAAAAAAAGAAAACAAAACAAGAAAAAUAAAGGUGGGGUGGUGA
Molecule: messenger RNA, 13031 nt
Organism: Salvelinus fontinalis (brook trout)
Lineage: Eukaryota; Metazoa; Chordata; Actinopteri; Salmoniformes; Salmonidae
Gene: nat16
Product: N-acetyltransferase 16
Exons: 5
Coding region: 267-1310 (347 amino acids)
Molecular function (GO): acyltransferase activity, transferring groups other than amino-acyl groups
Source: RefSeq, a predicted model, not a curated record